GCCCCGCCUGGUGCCAGCCCCCUCACCAGCGGGGGGACUGCGCCUGGAAGCUGUAAUGGAGGCCCUGCAGAGGCAGCAGGCAGCCCGCCUGGCCCAAGGGGUGGGGCCAUUGGCCCCCCCACGCUCACUGCCACCACCACUACCUCCUUUGCCUGGCCCCCGGUCCCUGCAGGCCCCUGAGGGGGCCUUGGGGGAGGUUGGGACUGAAGAAGAGGAGGAUGCUGAAGAGGAUGAGGAAGGGGAGGAAGCCGGGGCAGAGGAGGAGGCAGCCGAGGAGAGCCGUCCAGGGACACGGGGCCCCAGCUCACCUUCCAGCCAACCCCCUGGACCUCAUCCCCAUGAAUGGACCUACGAGGAACAGUUCAAGCAGCUGUACGAGCUUGAUGCAGACCCCAAGAGGAAGGAAUUUCUGGAUGACCUGUUUAGCUUCAUGCAGAAGAGGGGGACGCCAGUGAACCGUGUGCCCAUCAUGGCAAAACAGGUGCUGGACCUGUACGCGCUCUUCCGUCUGGUGACAGCCAAAGGCGGCCUGGUGGAAGUCAUCAACCGCAAGGUGUGGCGGGAGGUCACGCGCGGCCUCAGCCUGCCCACCACCAUCACGUCGGCAGCCUUCACUCUACGCACCCAGUACAUGAAGUACCUGUACCCCUACGAGUGCGAGACGCGGGCGCUUAGCUCCCCGGGGGAGCUCCAGGCAGCCAUCGACAGCAACCGACGCGAGGGCCGUCGUCAAGCUUAUACCGCCGCUCCGCUCUACGGCUUAGCUGGGCCUACCCCUCGGGGAACCCCGGGCCACCUCUCGGGUCCCGGUGCAGCCCAGCUGACGCCUACGCCCAGCCCCGGUACAGCCCAGGGCUCCGCCUCAGGCCUGCCGGCCCACGCCUGCGCGCAGCUGAGCCCGAGCCCCAUUAAGAAAGAGGAAAGCGGAAUUCCAACCCCUCGACUGGCACUGCCUGUGGGCCUGGCUUUGGGAACUGCAAGGGAGAAGUUGGCACCAGAGGAGCCACCAGAGAAGAGGGCUGUGCUGAUGGGGCACAUGGACCCACCUCGACCUGGAGUUCCCCCCAGUUUCCUGCCCCGUGGCAAGGUUCCCCUAAGGGAAGAGCGGCUGGAUGGGCCUCUCAAUCUGGCAGGCAGUGGUAUCAGCAGUAUCAACAUGGCACUAGAGAUCAACGGGGUGGUCUACACUGGUGUCCUCUUUGCCCGUCGCCAGCCUGUGCCAGCUUCCCAGGGUCCAACCAACCCUGCACCUCUUCUCCCUACAGGACCCCCUUCCAGCACCUCACCAUGAGAACUCCCACUUGGAAUUAAGAGUCCCAGCUCCAAUGCUGAGGGGAGGGGAGGAGACAUCCCCCACACCUUGAUUCUUUCAGGGUGCCCACUCUAGGACCCAGCCCUGGGAUAUGCCCCCCGCCCCCGCAAGAUGCCAUGUGGGAUUGAAGCCAAAGAGUUUUCUUUCAGUGUUACAUCUACCUCAUUGUAAAGGGAGAGCAUCUCCUCCCUGCCUGCCUCAGCAGCAUCAGCAUCUACCAAAGAGUUCUGCCCCCAGUAACCCCAAUCAUCUCCUCAUGUGCUUCCCUGUAUCAAUGUCAUCUCUAGGACCCCACCUCUUCAAAUCAUACCUGCUUCUCUUCAGAAGCCAUGUGAAGGGUUAGGUUGGGGUGUUGUGAAGGAGUCGUCCCUCAGGUCACAUCUGAAUAAUAAAGCUG
Molecule: messenger RNA, 1709 nt
Organism: Neogale vison (American mink)
Lineage: Eukaryota; Metazoa; Chordata; Mammalia; Carnivora; Mustelidae
Gene: ARID3C
Product: AT-rich interaction domain 3C
Exons: 7
Coding region: 56-1291 (411 amino acids)
Biological process (GO): regulation of transcription by RNA polymerase II
Cellular component (GO): nucleus
Molecular function (GO): DNA binding
Source: RefSeq, a predicted model, not a curated record